AUGCGACUUACAGUUGCCGCCAUUUGCCUCGUUGCGAGCUCCGGCACGCUCUGUUGCGCGACCGACCGAGUGCUCAAGCAUGGAUCUCCGGAGUCGGUGGGACUACUUGCCCAGCCUCUUCACCAGCUGCCCCCGAACUUGACACAGUAUACUCAUCCUGCCAAUUAUGGGUCCGCUUCGCACAAUGAGGUUCACCCAAUCCAGCCGGGAGGCACUGUUGUUAUCGGCCAUCAGUCCACGAUUGUGAGCUCCUUCGCCUUCGGAAAUGCGAGUCUGUAUGCAGACUCCAAUGGUACAUUAUUGCCUGCCCAUGAAUGGAUCCCGGCAAAAAUGGACACAAUCUACGAUAUGGCCAGUCUGACCAAAGUAUUCACGGCGGUGGCCGUAUUGCGUGCCAUUGAUGAGGGCAAGCUAAGUUUGGACAAGUCCGUCGCAUCGUAUAUUCCCGACUUCGCAAUCAAUGGAAAGGACAACAUCACAGUCUUGAUGCUAUUGACGCACACGAGUGGUUUCCCUCCUGAUCCUCUGCCUGGACUGUAUGACCCAAGCUACACAACCAUGCAGCAGCGUGUCGAUGCUAUCAUCAAGCAUGAGCUUGUAGAUGCCCCAGGAUCUACGUACACAUACUCUGACUUGAACUUCAUGAAUUUGCGCUUCUUGGUAGAGAAAGUCACCAACACACCAUUCGACGAGUAUGUUCAUUUAUAUACCAGCGAGCUUGGCAUGACCAGCACGUUCUUCAACAAAGGAAACAACCAGUCCCCUUCGUUUCACUAUUUUGCGCGCAUGGCACCGACAGAGUACCAAAUUGAAGUUCUGGGAGACUCCGAGCCGCAACGGCCCCAGCCAGUGCGGGGGACCGUCCAUGACGAGAACGCCUGGGCUCUGAAUGGCGUAAGCGGACACGCCGGUCUCUUUUCUACUGCCGGAGACGUGGCGAUUUUCUGCCAAAUGAUUUUGAACAACGGCACAUACGGCGGCACGAAGAUCCUGAAACCGGAGACUGUGGACUUGAUGUUCACGAAUUUUAAUACCGCGUUCCCUGGAAAUGAGCACAGUGUUGGGUUUGAGCUCAAUCAGAGCUAUUUCUCCGGUCCCAUGGCCAAUUUGCUUGCCGGCGGCCACACGGGCUUCACUGGGACUACGCUUGUUGUUGAUCGUGCGUCGGAUACUUUUAUGGUCAUGUUGGCUCAUCGGGUGCAUGCGAAUCGGAACUGGUCGAGUAACAAUAUCAUUCGAGAGGCUGUUGGGUAUUGGGUUGCUCGCUCGCUUGGUCGGGAUGUUGCCUUUCCUUGA
This is a messenger RNA of Penicillium bovifimosum, 1296 nucleotides long. RefSeq names its product serine hydrolase domain-containing protein. NCBI's taxonomy places the organism in Eukaryota, Fungi, Ascomycota, Eurotiomycetes, Eurotiales, Aspergillaceae. The transcript has a single exon. Bases 1 to 1296 code for a protein of 431 amino acids. The record is from RefSeq and is a predicted model, not a curated record.